This is a messenger RNA of Teleopsis dalmanni, 995 nucleotides long. RefSeq names its product putative cyclin-dependent serine/threonine-protein kinase DDB_G0272797/DDB_G0274007. The annotation marks the transcript as partial. The record is from RefSeq and is a predicted model, not a curated record. The transcript is spliced from 2 exons. NCBI's taxonomy places the organism in Eukaryota, Metazoa, Arthropoda, Insecta, Diptera, Diopsidae.
GUUCCAUUGAGUCUGAAGAUUUAUCCCUUGAACCGCAAACAGUAUCCAGUCCGGUGCUGUGUAGUCCAUUGAAGGAAGAACGCAGCACACCGCCAACAUUGGCAAUUGUUAAGGAAGAAACAAGUAAUAAUAGUUGUACAAUGUAUCCUACACACCUUAGUCAAAAUCAGAUAACAACAACAACAAGCACAACACUAGGCAAUAAUACAAAUACAACAACACAAAGCAAUACACACCAUCACCACCAACAUCAACACCACCAUCAACAACAACAUCAGCAACAACCCCAACAACAACAGCAACUUCCACAACACACGCAACACCAACACCAUCACCACCAACAACAACACUCGCCACAACACCAACAAUAUCACCAACAACAAACACAACAUCAUUUACAACAAAACCAAAUACAACAUCACAGUCAAUUACAGCAACACCAACACAAUCAUCAACAGCAACAACAACAACAACAACAACACUAUCAACAACAACACCACCACCAACAGCAACAUCAACAACAUCAUCAACAACCACAACAACAACAGCAUGCAAAUAGUAGUAGCGGCAAAAUAUCAUAUCGUGGCAUUUUCACCACUACAGGUAACACAACAAUGAGCGGUCUUCAAUCAGCUGCAGCUGCUGCUGCCGCACAACAGCAACAACAGCAGCAGUUGAGUUCACCACAGCUAAGCGUGUUGCCUGGUCAAAUGUCACCACCAUCAGCAAGUCUAGGAAAUAGUUGGGGUCUACCCAGUCCAGAUAAAACAUUAUUCCAACCACCCAUGUUUAGUUUACUAGGCCCAGGACCACAAAAUACCGCGCAACCACAUUACGCUGCACAACAAAAUAUAGCACCACCUUCAUCCACACCAUCACCAUCACAUCAUCUACAUGCAGGCUACGAUGAUGGACGUGCAACACAGCAUGUCGAAUUACUUGGUCUCAAUAUGGAUUGUUCACCUAUCAUACUCAAACAACCACCUCCAAGCUAU